ACAGAUUUUGCCAACAAGAAACACAAGCAUCUGUAGAUCAUUUUGGUGCAGCUACUGCGCAGUAUUUAAUGGCCAUUUAAUUGUAGUUUUCGAAUUUGUUUUAUUUGUCAAAAGUCUGGAUUCGAUGAAAUGUCCGUAGUAAAAUAAUCGAUCAUAGGUGGGGAUCGGAAAUAGCAUGUGCUGAGGUGUAAACUGGAUUAAUUUUCAUCACUUCCACCUUGGAAGUUUGACUUUGGACUACGUAUCAGCCCAUUGUUUGCGGGAAGACGCGUCAGCUGCUUUCGUCACAUUAAAGUUUUCCAUGAAGCAAACUAGUGGUUCCACUUUGCGAAAACGAAGUGUGCGUGGAGGUUGGACGAUUGGAUCUCUGAUGGGUUUCUGAGUCGCUGUUUAUCCCUCAAUUUGCAUUAUCUCAAAUUUACUGUGGUUGUGACAGAUUGUCAUCACAGUUGUCACUGACGUUUUUGCGUCUUCUGCAGCUAUGAUUCCGAAGACGUGUUGCCUUGAUUAUAAUCUUUGAUCUGUACAUGUGCGGAUGGAUUACAAUCAUUUUACAAAGCAGUCUUCUUCUGAGAGAUGAGCUAAUUCUUACAAAGUGCCUCGAAAUUCCUAUUUGUCAUCGACACAAUGAAGGCUGUUAAUUUUCUCGCUGUCGUCAUCCUUUCCUUCAUGAUCUCUGCGUUAACGCUGGCCAGUGUGCGGGAAGUGAUGCUGGUGUCGGACCCUGCAGGACGGUCCGUUCCAGCUGGAUAUAAUAUUCUGUUGGUGUCCACACUGGAUGGUCUGCUGCAUGCCGUUGAUCGGCACGAAGGCAAGACACUGUGGACGGUGCGGGAGCCCCCGCGACUGCAAGUCUCAUCAGCGCAGAUCGGCGAUAAAGUCUUCGUUACGGAUCCUACCGACGGUGGACUGUACGUUAUUGACGCGGCGAAAAAUAUUCAGAAGUUUCCAAAGAGUAUUCCCGAACUGGUGGGAGAGUCGCCGCAAAAAACAUCUGACGGGAUUCUUAUCACAGGAAAAAAGACUGCUACCUGGAUGGCUAUUGAUCCGAAAAGUGGGUUACGGUAUGAUUACCAGCCUGAAUCGCUUUCCACCUGCCCGCUUCCGUCGGACGCGACGGUUUUUAUACCCCGCACCGAGUAUGUACUUACUCUGCUGGAUAGUGGACGACAGCAUAUCUGGAAUGUUACCUAUACGCACUACGGUCCAUCGAUUUCCACAUCUCCUGAGGUUAACACCGAUGUGAUUCUCUCCUCUUCGAAUUCGGGUGAUUUAAUUAAACUGAGCACCGACCGGAAAGCCGUAUCCUGGAAUUCAAAGUACAACAGUCCCGUUGUGGCCAUUUACAGUCUGAACGCUGACGGUACAAUCCACCAAAUUUCGCACCACGUCGUCGUUCCCCCCAUAAUGCAGAGCUUCCUCAAAGAUGGCGUUGACAAAGCCGUUACUCUGAAAUAUUUUGUCCCGGAAUUAUUGAAGAGGCGUACACAGCUGGCCGUGGUUCCUAAUUCUUUGGACCGGAUGCUCUUCAUCGGACAGCAUGGUUCCAGUACUGUUUAUUGCAUGCCGGCAUUGUUCGAUCGAAAAAUGUCAAAAGCACAGGAGGCAAAACCAUUUUUGGAAACCGUCAGUGAGAUGAUUCGGCAGCAGGAAAAAGAAGUGCUGCCAAUUGUUUCGGAGAUGCCGGUCGACGCAAUCGAAAAUGAAACAAAUGACCACGCUGUAAUCACGACAGCAGUUUCCAUAAAACCGGAGCCGCAGUGCAUUGCCACAGUUGUUGAUGAAAACACCAUUUUCCAGCCUUCAUGCUUGAAUACUCAACCCAUUAACUCGGCGCCGAUUCCGGUAAUGAUAUCUCCUAAUUUUGUCGGCUUCCAUCCAUUUCCCUUCGUAAAAUCGAGGGAUGACCCCGAGAUGUUCCAAGGUCUUCCGGCACUGCCUCCUGUCGUUCCUGUUCCAUCCUCCCCUUUGUUGCCAUCGCUUUUGCACACAGAUUUGGCGGUGUACGCAUUGAUAUCCAUUGUAUUGGUUUCGCUCAGUGUGGGAGUUGCCGGUGUUGUAUUUGUAUGGAAAUCGCGAGCGAAUAUGGCAGUUACCACUAGCAGUACAGGGAGCGUCGGGAGUACAGGCUCUCAGGAUCGAGUACUGCGCUUUCUGGGCGAACAUGAUUUUGUUGUGGGAAAGAUCCAUUUCGAUCCGACGCAGUUGUUGGGACGGGGAUGCGAUGGAACUUGCGUCUUCAAGGGACAGUUUGAUGGCCGUGAUGUGGCCGUCAAGCGCUUGCUUCCCGACUGCUUCUCCUUUGCCGACCGGGAAGUGGCGCUGCUAAAAGAAUCCGAUUUUCAUCCGAAUGUCAUUCGGUAUUUCGCUACUGAAUCCGACUCGCAAUUCCGCUACAUUGCGUUGGAACUGUGCCAAGCGACACUGACGGAUUACGUACAGGAGAGACAGACUCGGUUUCCACAUCUGAUGCCCCGCAGUAUUUUGAAGCAGACGAUGGAGGGACUGUCUCAUCUCCACAAACUUAACAUUGUGCAUCGUGAUAUUAAACCUCACAAUAUCCUUCUAAGUUACCCAAGCCUGGAUGGUCAUGUGCGCGUGCUUAUCAGCGAUUUCGGACUGUGUAAAAAGAUAUCACAGGAACGGAUGUCAUUUACAAAAAUCAAUUCCGGCACGCUAGGUACACAGGGAUGGAUCGCUCCGGAAAUGCUGGGACAGGCGCAGCGUGUUAACCGGAAUGUGGAUAUUUUUUCAGCGGGUUGUGUAUUCUAUUACUGCUUGACCGAAGGACACCAUCCCUUCGGCGAAAAUGGGUUUGCUAGACAGGGAAACAUUGUCGAAGGAAAAUGGACAAUGCAGCAUUUGAGUGAAGCGGAACAAGAUGGAAUUAUUGCCCGACAUAUAAUCAGUCAAAUGAUUCAUGCGCAGGCAGAUAAGCGUCCAUCGGCAGACUGUGUUCUUUUACAUCCUUUCUUCUGGGAUCACGGCAGACAUCUUUCCUUUUUACAGGAUGUGUCAGACCGUAUUGAGAAGGAAGAAACCACCAGUCCCGUUGUCCACAAUCUCGAGAAAAACGCCGGUGCGGUUGUACGAUGGAACUGGCGUCAACAUAUUGGAAUGGAGCUGCAAGACGAUCUGAAAAAACACCGCACUUAUCGUGGGGGUUCCGUACGGGAUCUUCUGCGCGCCAUCCGCAAUAAAAAACAUCAUUACCGCGAAUUGUCAGAACCGUUGCGUCAGUCAUUAGGAGAGAUUCCUGACGGGUUUGUUGAGUAUUUCAUCUCGCGAUUCCCGCGACUCCUUCUGCACACGUAUUUAGCGGUGCAGAUUUGUAAGGAGGAAGCCCAAUUGCAGGGUUACUAUUCUGGACGUAUGUGUUGGACCGGGAUGGAUUACCCUAGUGAUCGGCCGUGGAGGAAAAUGGAAAGCAAUGGUGAUGCCAUUACACAACCGGCGGAGAUCGUGAUCACUAGAAAUUUUAAUAACGGAUUGCAGCCAAAUGGUGAAGGAGAAUAACUCAUGGUUGCCGAUUAUUAUCAUUCCGGUGCGAAGGAUUUGUUAUGUAUUCCCAGCGCUGUUGAAAUAAGCAAUGGAGUUUGAGGAGCACUUAAGGGCAGAUAAAUAAAGUAGAAAGUUGUCAGGUUUUAUAGUAUCUCAGGUCAUUUCGUCUCGGGAAAGGAUAUCCGCAAGGACGUGCGUUUCCGUCCAUAUACUGUCCGCAACGCUGCCUGUUGUUUUUGGUGCACAAAUGGAGACGAAGCUUUGUACAUAAUGCUUUUAACUG
Messenger RNA from Paramacrobiotus metropolitanus, 3784 nucleotides. Its product is annotated as serine/threonine-protein kinase/endoribonuclease IRE2-like. Gene Ontology annotation, cellular component: IRE1-TRAF2-ASK1 complex. NCBI's taxonomy places the organism in Eukaryota, Metazoa, Tardigrada, Eutardigrada, Parachela, Macrobiotidae. The coding region runs from base 628 to 3516 and encodes 962 amino acids. Gene Ontology annotation, molecular function: protein serine/threonine kinase activity; RNA endonuclease activity; ATP binding. The record is from RefSeq and is a predicted model, not a curated record. The transcript is spliced from 6 exons. Gene Ontology annotation, biological process: IRE1-mediated unfolded protein response; protein phosphorylation; mRNA processing.